Messenger RNA from Diabrotica virgifera virgifera (western corn rootworm), 10871 nucleotides. RefSeq lists its product as uncharacterized. Bases 147 to 824 code for a protein of 225 amino acids. The transcript has 4 exons. NCBI's taxonomy places the organism in Eukaryota, Metazoa, Arthropoda, Insecta, Coleoptera, Chrysomelidae. The record is from RefSeq and is a predicted model, not a curated record.
GAAAUUUGAUAGAUGUCAACGUCAACUGUCACAACUUUGAAAAACUUUUCAGUUGCUAUGUUUUUAUUUUAAUGUAAAAACGUGUAGAAAAAAAACUAUUUAAACCAAAAAAGUGAAAAAUCGCCGGCCGAAAUAACUAAUAAUUUAUGGAAAAUAUGUCUGAUAAAAACGUCUGUAGCGACUUUCAAGAAUAUGCAAAUUACCUCAAAGAAAGAACUCAAUUUUUCAAAGAAGAAAAUGCAAGAUUAGAAAUGAUAUUCAAAAGACUGAAAUUAUUAAAUGACGAAAUGAGGAUACCCACAGAUAUUUCAGAAACAGUGUCAGAAAUAAAAGAAGCUCUUUUAAAUAAACUACCAACUACACAAAGCAUGUCCCAAACAGAGAGGCUGAGGAAACACAACAAUUAUCUAUCUAAAUUAAAAAUAUGUAUUAAGAUCUAUGUAAAUAUUAAUGAAAAACUUACUGAAGAUAUCAAAGUAACAAAAAGAGAACUAGAUAAUUCAAAACAAAAACUAAGUGGUCUCAUGAAUGUGAGCUCAGAACAACUACUACAAUUAGAAGAAAAAGCAAAAAGAUAUGAAAAUGAGGUGUUAAAAUUUGAGAAAAAAUACCCAUGGCUAAAAGACCCAAUGUUCAAUUUACCAAAUAUAUCCAAAGAAAUGGAGAAACUGAGAGAAGUGAAGGAGACAAAAGAGAAAUUAGUAAAAGAACUUAGCGUUUAUCAAGAUCUUAAACCUGAUAUUCAUGAAGCAUCACAACAACUAGCUCAGAUCAAAGAAGAACACAAGAAAAUUGGUGUCAGUCUCAACACCACAAUGUGGUGAUAACACUGAUGAGUGACAAAAUGUGAUUUUAUUAAUUAUGAGAUAUGCAAUAAGGUUGUAAUGAGAGCCAAUGUAAGAAAGUUUUAAUUUUUGAGCCCCUCUGUGAAAGCCACGACCAUGCUACAGCUCCCGGAGCGAACCAAGGCCGAUGACAAACGCUGUCGUUGGUCGUACAGCCACAUAAACUUAACGCAGACACGAUUUCUCUGUCACCGGCCAUGGUUCGGUCCGGGAGCUGUACAUUUAUCUCAUUUUAUUUUAUGUAGGAAUCGAAUUUAUACGGAAUGUUUCAUUAAUAAUUGGAAAUAUUUUAACUGUAGAUUCCUUGGCUCAAAAUAUUAAGGUUUAACCAAAUCGCCUAGUUCGAAAAUGCUUUCUAAGAGCCGUUUUACAUGACCGAGAUUUACUUCGAAACUGACGCUGAUAACUACCAUGAAAAAUUAUCUAAUAAAAAUAUUAAAUGUAAAACACGAGAUAUACUCUGAAAUUUCCUAUGAUAAUUUUCAAUAUAAAAAUUUAGAACUUGUUCUAUAUUCUAGAAAGUUUUCAGAGUAAACUGCGCGAGUUUCUGCGCAGAACGUUAAAUAACACGUGUACGAUAACAUAACCUUUAUAAUUACAACACGUGCUGAUUUGUUUAUUCAGUGAAGUAUCUUUGCUGUAUAACCUUCAAAUUAUUAUUUUUGCACAAGAAUUUACUUCUCCAGUUGUCUAUCCAAAUAUAUUACUAAAAGUAAAAAAUAAACAAAUGAAAGUUGUAAGUUGUAACUUAUAACCUUAAAAUAUCAUUUCACAUUUCUUCUUUUCUUAUGUUAGCUCUAACUUAGUUUCCUUUCAUCAGUGGCCUUUAAUUUAUAACAAAAUUCUAUUUAAUGUAACUCACAUUCCACACUACGCAUGCGUUUCACAACAAUUAUGUUACGAUUUAACUGUAGGUGUAAAACAAGGAACAAUGGAAAAAUUAUAUAAUUUUACUACAUAAAUUUUCGCUAUUAUUUUUGAAAUAAUUUUCGAAGUAAAUCUCGGUCAUGUAAAACGGCUCUAUAUUCAGAGAGCUAGAGCUCUUUAAAGAUGGCAUCUUAUAAUUAGUUUUUUUAAGUACCUUCAGAACUCUUUUAUUUAGAAAAACGAAAACUGUUACGCUUAUUUAUCUUUCAGAGAUAAAUGGAGUCCAUAAAUUGCGAAUUUGUAGUACCGGUCAUAGACGUCCGUUUUGGGUAGGGCAACGAUUAUUUUAUCGCAUAACUUUUUCAACUUGAACUUUUAAGCUGAUUUUUGACACUGGUUUAAUAAAUUGUGAGGUAUUCUAGUACUAAAAGGUACUCUUGCUUUAAGACGGUAGAAUACACCGUUUUCUAGAAAAAUCAAAUGAAAAUUAUUCGUUUUUUGAAUUUAAAAUUUUUUUCAAAAAAAACCUAUUUACAAAAACGAAAUCUGGUACGUUUAUUUACCUUACAGUGAUGAAUCGAUUUCAUCAAUUGCGAAUUUCUAGUACCGGUUAGAUGCGUCGGUUUUGGGUAGGCCGACGGUUAUUUUAUCGCAUUUUUUUGUGUUUAAUUUUUAAGCAUAUACACUCGCGAUCAUAAAAAUCGGGUCACUCGAUGAAUUAUUCAAGUUAGAUGUCUCGAAUUUUCUAAACCUGUUGUCCGAUGUGAGUGAUUUUUUUAGUAUGUUAUAGCCUUAUUCUUUAACAAUAUCGCCAUAAUAAUAUUGUUGCUAGACAGGUAAAUUGUCAUUGUAUACCGGGUGUAACAAUCAUACUGUGUUUAUUCCUCAAAGUUCGAAACACCCCGUAGAAUGUUUUAGCAUAGAUACAAUAUUGAAAUUAAAACUCGAUUCUAGCCUUAGGCUUUCUUAACAUUUCCUUUUUUAUUUAUUUGUUUAUGUUGGGUAAUAAAAAAGUUAGGCACCUUAACAACUAACCCUGUUCUUCAUCAAUACAGGGUGUUUCUAAAUAAGUGCGACAAACUUUAAGGGGCAAUUCUGCAUAAAAAAUAAUGACCGUUUGCUUUAUAAAUGUAUGACCGCAAAUUUUUCGGUUUCGAGAUACGGGAUGUUAAAUUUUUUCUUACAAACUGAUGAUUUAUUUAUUGCUCUAAAACCGUUUGAGAUAUGCAAUGGAAAUUUGGUAGGUUUUAAGAGAUAGUUAUUGCGCAUUUUUUGACAUACAACUAAGAAUUUUAUAUUCACCAUUGGCGUGCAUACGGGAUGUAUCUAAAAUGUUUAUACCCGUAUGCACCAAUGGUGAAUAUAGAAAUAUUAAUUGUAUGUAAAAAAAUCCACAAUAACUGACUCUUAAAACCUACCAAAUUUCAGUUGCAUAUCUCUAUUGGUUUUAGAGCAAUCAAUAAAUCAUCAGUUUGUAAGAAAAAUUUCAACAUCCAGUAUCUCGGAAACGAAGCAUUUGCGGACAUAUGUUUAUAAAGCAAACUGUCAUUAUUUUUUCAUACAGAAUUACCACUUAAAGUUUGUAGCACUUAUUUAGAAACACCCUGUAUUGAUGAAGAGCAUGGCUAGUUAUUAACGUGCUUAACUUUUUUAUUAUCCAACAUAAACAAAUAAAUCAAAAAAGGAAAUAUUAAGAGACCUUAACGCUACAAUUGAGUUUUAAUUUCAAUAUUUUAUAUAUGCUAAAACAUUCCACAGGGUGUUCCGAACUUUUAGGAAUAAACACAGUCUGAUUGUUACACCCGGUAUACAAUGACAAUUUACCGGUCUAGCAACAAUAUUAUUAUAGCGAUAUUGCUAAAGAAUAAGGCUAUAACAUAUAAAAAAAUCACUCAAAUCGAACAACAGGUUUAGAAAAUUCGAAACAUCUAACUACAAUAACUCAUCGAGUGACCCGCUUUUUAUGAUCGCGAGUGUAUUAUUAAAUUAUGAGGUAUUCUAGUACUAAAAGUUACUCUUGCUUAAAGUCAGUAAAAUAGGUACCUACACCGUUUUUUUGAAAAAAAUUUUCAAAUUAAAAAACGAAAAAUUUUCAAUCGUUUUUUCUAGAAAACGGUGUAUCCUACCGACUUAAAGCAAGAGUACAUUUUAGUACUAGAAUACCUCAUAAUUUAUUAAUCCAGUGUCAAAAAUGCCUAAAAAUUAACAUUCCGCAACUAACAUAGAUUUUCUGAACAUUAAAGCUAACAUCGGGUCUCAGAGACCGACAUAAAAAAUGUUUCCAUUGACACACUUUCAAGCGUAGGAUUGUGUUUACUUACCGAAGGAGUAAAAUUAAACAUAAAUUAUACCUAUUUUUAAAUUAUUAAACCUUUUUAACAUUAGCAAAGUACCGAAGAAAAUAAAACAAUCACAUAACAUCUGAUUUGUCAAAAACAACCUCAAUAUUUCCAUUGCUGUUUUCUUGUACCUAGGUUCACUUUUUACUCCUGGCAAUUGGGUUACUAAAUUAUCAGCAGUUGUUUGCACGGUCUUUCGUUAAUCUAAAUAUUUUUUUCAUCGAGUAGAUCAUGGGUCCAACAUGGGUCUCUGAGACAAGAUUUGCCGAUAAUUGCAUAAUUAGUUGACACUGUAGACUCAAACUUCAACACUAAAAACAGGCAUCUAAAUCGGGCAGCUACUGAUGGCGGCGAAGAUUCAUAACGAACGAUUUGGAUAUAAUCGUAAAAACUUUAACUGGUCGGUCUCACAGACCCAAUGUUAGUCAUGGAAGGUUAAAGACAAAAAAGGUAUACGAUAAAAUAACCGUUGCCCUUCCCAAAAGGGACGCCUGUGACCGAUAUUAGAAAUUCGAAAAUUAUUGAAUCGAUUUAUCUCUGGAAAAUAAAAAAGCGUACUUUCGUUUUUUCUAAAUAGAAGCGUUCUGGAGGUAUUUAAUAAAAAAACCUAAUUAAAAGGUGCCAUAUUUAAAGAGCUCUAGCUCCUUUAGGAAGCAUUUUCGAACUAGGUGAUUUGGGUUAAAACUUAAUAUUUUGAACCCAGAAAUCUACGGUUAAAAUAUUUCCAAUUAUUAAUAAAACUCCCGGUACAAUAAAUUUACAAAAUAUUUUAUAGUGACUGAUUUUUUUCAUAAAAACAAUCAACAUGUACACCAAGAAUGGGUUAGACUAUUGAAAAUGGAUAAGGAAUUGAGAGAAGACGGAAUUAUUAAUCUGACAAAGCAAAUACUAGCAUGGCGCUACAUUUAAGAUUUUUAUACACAAAAAUAAGCCAACAGUUACAUAAAAUGGGGAGAAAAAUAUAUGAGGCGUAUUUAUAAUUGGAAAGAAAAUCAUUCACUAUCUCAUUUGCUAAUUAUAAUCCUCUAAUAUGUGAUGUACAUUGAAUAGGGAACUUGCAUAAAAUUUUAAAUUCGAAAAAAAUGUUAUAAAUCACAACAGAACAUAAUUAAAAACAUAUAUCAAAGAUAAAAAAGUUUUGUUUGGCUUUCGUUUGGCCCCUAAAGACGAUUAAAAAUUCAAAUUAUUCCAGCCAGGCCAAAACGCGUCGUGACGCCAUCCGUUUAUAAUAUCCAACAAAGUAAACAGAAUUUUAAAUUAGACGUUAUAAACGUCAGUAGUAAAUACAGUUAUGUGGCAUUGCAAGGGUUUGUUUCAACUAUUCAUAGAAAACUUGUACUUUUACAAAAUGGUAUUAUUUUCCGUAGUAAACCUCCUUUCCUUUCCUUCAAUAACUAUAUCAAACUCCAAUGUCAACAAACUGGUAUAUAUUAUUACAAUGACAUACGAUAAAUGUUAAUAGAGUAUAAAUAUUUUUCCUUUAUUCCGUGACGAGGUAUACCCAAGUAGGUGGAGGCCAAUAAACUAAAGAAGAAGAAGAAUAUACGUAAUUAUAACCAUAAACGGAACCAUAUAGUUAAACUGUGUGACGUCACGGGUCGUUUGAACUAUUUUAAAAUACAGAAGACUUUAAAUUUGUACUUCUAACGGCCGGUUUCACAAAGUAAAGUUAACUUGUGGUUAAGAGAUAACCAGAGGUUACCCCAAAAUAUGCGUUUUAGUUUCAGGUCAACGGCGAACUAUGAUUAACUUACAGAAUUUUUAACCAGAGGUUGGAGUGGGUUACCCUUAUGGGUAAACCCAGAAGGGUGCAAUUAUGAAACUGAAACGCAUAUUUUGGGGUAAUUUUGAGGUUAUCUCUUAACCACAAGUUAACUUUACUUUGUGAAACCGGCCGUAAGUUAUUAUGAGUUUUUGAAGCGUAAAAUUUUGGAAAUCUCAUUUUUAUACAAAACUGAACAUUAUUAUGUAAUAAAAAAAAUGUGUAAGUUCCCUAUUAGAUGAUAGGGGGCUAGGAUAGGGUAAAGAUUUCGCAAAAGUCAGAUUCUGAUUGUUUCCUCGUUGUUGUCAAUUAGAGUGCCGGUUAUCAACUCGGUAUUCAACCGAAAUAAACUUUUUGUCAAAUUAAACUUUUAUUUUGUUUGUUCUUUAAUAUUUCCUGACAGGCUUGGGGUAACAACAUGAAAUUUGGGGGGUUUUUUGGGACGAGAAAUAUAAAUUAGCCAGCAAAAAUGAUGUAUUACCCAGAGGGCGCCACAUACGUCUUUCAGCGCUCAUUUAAUACGUUCAAUGUUUUUAUCCCCCACUCUACAUAGUUUUUGAAUCAAAGCUUUUAUUCCCCUAUUAUAUUUACUUAAAAAAAGGUAUACUACAUUCAUUUCGCUAAACUCGCGUUUUCGAGAUAAACGCAUUUUAAAUCAGCUAUGCAAAAUAAUUUUUUGCCUAAUAUCAUUGUAGUUACACCCGAAAAAUAAACUUAAAACCAUAAUUUCCAAAAAUGUAUCGGCAAUUCUUUCAAAUAGAGUUAGCGAUGCAAUGACAUAAAUUUGAAAAUUUGCACAAUUACUAUGGUUUUUAGUUUAUUUUUCGUGUGUAACUACAAUGAUAUUUUAUGUAAAAAAUUAUGUUGCAUCGCAGAUUUAAAAUGUGUUUAUUUCGAAAACGGUUGAAUUUAUCGAGAUGAAUGUAGUAUAUCUUUUUUAUGUAAAAAUAAUAAAAGAAAAGUUUUGACUCAAAAAGUAUGUAGAGUGGGGGAUAAAAAAAUUGAACGUAUUAAACGAGCGCUGAAAGAUGUAUGUGGCGCCCUCUGGGUAAUACAUCAUUUUUGCUGACGAAUUCAGAUUUCUAAUCACAAGAAACCCCCGCUUACCAAAUUUCGUGUUAUCACAUGCCUGUCAGGAGAUAUUCAAGAAUAAAUAAAAUAAAAGUUUAACUUUGACACCUUGUAUUUCGGUUAUUAUCAACUUUCGUACUAAAGUAAGUUAGCUUAAAUCGACAUAUUUUAAGCUCAGGAAUCUAAGGUUACCAAAGACCCAUUCGCUACUAAACACCCUGUAUCUGGAGUUGGUUCCUGUGAUAACACAUAAUCGUUGAGGUUAACAGAUUUUUGAGAAAAAAGAAGGAAGAAGAAGGAAAUAAAACUGCGUUAAUUGGUUCCGCCCGAAUAGUAGAUAAUUGUUAAGGUUGACACUUUCAGACCAACAGUCACGGUAUUCUUUUUCUCAUAGGCAUCAUCUUUCAGUGCGUCACAGUUUUUCGAUUUCUUUCUAACGCAUUACAUUGUAUGUGACAGAAAAAAAGGCACGUUCGUGAUUACGGAUAUUUAAAACAUUUAUUCUAGUUGUCGAUGGAUGGCGCUAUAAUCGAAAAAAAUUAUUUACGAAUUAUAUAAUAUAUCUACGAAUAUAAUCUGUACAAUUUAUAAGACUAUACAAAUCAAAGAAAAUACCAUUUUAUAAAUGCAAUAAACACAAUUGAUUUGUUUUUAUGCCAAAUUGCAAAUAAAAUGUAACAGCUGUCAGAUUUAACUAAAGUGUCAUGUUAGAAUAAAUGUUAUAAAUGUGUAUUAUCACGGACUUAACUUUUUUUCUAUCAUUUGUGACGCACUGAAAAUGCUCAUGAAAAGGACUAUACGCUCUGAGGUUCGCUGGUGUCGCUCCUAGCGGAUUACUAAUGCAACUUUCACCGGUAAUUUUUAAAUUUAUUAUUUAAUUGUUAUCGCUCAAUAUUUACAACGCAAAAAAGUAAUUAAAUUGUAAUCGAUUUUUUAAAGAUUUUGCUAAUCAUUUUAACGUUCUAUUAACGAAAUAUUAAUUUCUUACUUCGGAUACUUUCACAAUUAUCUGUAGAUGGCGGUUAGAUUAAUUUAUAAUUACAUAUUAUGAAAUAUUAAAAAAAACUUAAAUUCAGUAUUUAAAACGUAAGUAUAUUUAAGGUAAAAAUAUACACCACAGCUUUGACCAACUAAUAUUAUGUCCUAUCAAUGUUUUUAAUUUCAAUGUUUUAAAUUAAUCACUUUGAUAUUUAUGUCAAAUUUCCAGUAAAAGCUUACAUACUUGUCACUACUGGCGCUCGCGAAUUUUUAAUUAUCCCCUCUACCUACGAGCUCAUAGCGUAUACGAUCAAACCACAGUCAAAUCGCCGUUAAGUCAAGGGGCAACCCAUUCACACACACAGUCUGGGCAGAUCACCGUCAGUUUGCGCAGACAUUCAGGUCGAUCAAGAUUUUAGAGAGUUUUUAGUAUUGCAGCGAAUUGACUAUUAUUGCAUUCUUCUGAGAUAAUUAGAAUGAACCAUAUAACGACAAUAUUAUGUGAAUGGUAAUUAUACCUUUUAUAGGAUUCAAAUCUACAAUUUUCAUAUUGUCGGAUUCAAAUGCUUAGGUAUUUAUUUUUGUAAGCUAUUUGGUAUUUUAAGAAAAAUUUAAAAAUAUUUUUAUAAUAAUACACUGACCGGCACAAAAAACGGCCACCCCACAAAAUGGAUAAUUUUUGAUGUCUCGAAUUUCCUAAAUCUGUUGUCCGAUUUAAGUGAUUUUUUUAAUAUGUUAUAGUCUUAUUCUUGAACAAUAUCGCUGUAUUAAUAUUGUUUUUCUACAACCGUGUUAAAAAUGCAAUUUUUAGCACUCCAUACGAGCGUUAAAAAUGCUACUUUAAGGCACUAGUGCUUUAAAAUUUUUAAGGCACUGCAGUUCGUAUUUAUCAAAUAGGCAAUUUUGAUGUAAUGUCAAAAAAAUAUAAAAAUGGAAUGUCAGUCAAAUUCAAGUAAAAGUUUUUGUAGAUAUUGUUCUGUAAUUACGUUAGUAAAAAAAAUAUUGUAUGAUAUGCGUGUUAAAAAGUACAUUUUUAAGGCACUCAUGUGAAUUGCAGAACUCGCUUCGCUCAUUCUGCAAACUUUCACAUGCGUGCCUUAAACGUGUACUUUUAACAGUUAUAUCAUAAAUAACUAUUUAAGACAGGUAAAUUAUCAUUGUUUACCAGGUGUACCAAUCAAACUGUGUUUUCUUCUUAAAGUUCACCACACCCUGUGGAAUAUUCUAGCAUUUAUAAAAUACUAAAAUUAAAACUCAACUAUAGCCUCGGGUUUUUUAACAUUCUGUUUUUUUAUUCAUUCGCUUAUGUUGGAUAAUAAAAAAGUUAGGUACUUUAACAACUAGCCAUGUUCUUCAUCAUGCUUUUAAAUAAGUGCGACAAACUUUAAAGGCUAAUUAUGCAUGAAAAAAUAAUGACCGUUUGCUUUAUUAACAUAUUAUGUCCGCAAAUGCUUCGUUUCCGAGAUAGGGAUGUUGAAUUUUUUCUUACUUUUGACGUUUUAUUUAUUGCUCUAAAAACCGGUUGAGAUAUGCAAAUGAAAUUUGGUAGGUUUUAAGAGUUGCUAUUGCGCAUUUUUUGACAUACAAUUAAGAAUGUUAUAUUCACCAUUGGCGUGCAUGCGGAUGCGCCAAUGGAGAAUAUAAAAUUCUUAAUUGCAUGUCAAAAAAUGUGCAAUCACUGUUUCUUAAAACUUACCAAAUUUCAUUUGCGUAUCUCAACCGGUUUCAGAACAAUAAAUAAAUCGUCCAUUUGUAAGAAAAAAUUCAACAUCCCGUAUCUCGGGAACGAAGCAUUUGCGGACAUAUGUUAAAAAAAGCCAACUGACAUUAUUUUUUCAUGCACAAUUAGCCGAUAAAGUUUGUCGCACUUAUUUAAAAACACCAUGUAUUGAUGAAGAACAUGGCUAGUUGUUAAAGUACCUAACUUUUUUAUUAUCUAACAUAAGCAAAUGAAUCAAAAAACAGAAUGUUAAAAAAACCUGAGGCUAUAGUUUAGUUUCAACUUCAGUAUUUUAUAAAUGCUAGAAUAUUCCACAGAGUGUGGUGAACUUUGAGUAAAAAACACAGUUUGAUUGGUACACCCGGUAUACCAUGAUAAUUUACAGAAUUGUUACAGAAUAAGGCUAUAACAUAUUAAAAAAGUUACUUAAAUCAGACAACAGGUUUACAAAAUACGAGACAUCAAAAAUGACCUAUUUUGUGGGGUGGCCGUUUUUUGUGCCGGUCAGUGUAUAUAGUCGUGAAUAUAUUUCCUUCUAUAAUUGAACAUAAUUUCUUGUGGCAUGUGAAUAAACUGUAGUUUCCUGUCAUUUUUCUAAUCGAUAAAUCGUAGGGUAAUUUUUAUUCACGAAAGCACUCAAUUAAUUUUUCGUUCUCCAUUGUUAACAAAAGCUACGAAAAUACGGUACAUCCACUGAAAACAGGUUACUGACUGACUGUCGUAUUCACACCAGCCCGGCCGGUGGUCCAGUCCAGUCACAGCUUUGGUCGUUGGCAGAUCUAUCGGACGGGCAGUGACUGACUGUACCGUGACUGUGACCUUACGGUACCCCUGCGUGGGUAUUACUUCAUUUGAAAACCACAAAAGCGAUCUUGACUGUACCGUAUCUGACUGUGACUUAACUGUUGGUCUGAAUCAACCUUUAAUAGCCCCGUUUCACCGAUUGUACUGACUGUCUGCAACACGUAAAAGCUGAAAUGAUAGCUUUUAUUUUUAUGUUAAAUGAUUCAAACAAAUUGGUUUUAAAUAGAUGACAAAUAAUUUAUUUGGCUCUCAAUUGUAGUGGUGGGUUUAGUUUUUUUGUAAAUAUUUAUGUCUUGUAAAAAUUGGUUUCAAUCAACUGAUGGUGUGGAGUGCAGUGAUUGAAGGAGUAAUUUAAUUUAGUAUAUACCUGUAAUUGGAAUAUUUUCUUAGUUAGAUUACUUAGUUAGAUUUUAUAGUUCGCGACUUUAAAAUAGGUAUAUUAUUUUUGUACAUUUUAUAAGUGAAUAAAUUUUUUUAAUAACUGA